AUGGGACGACAGGCACCAGGGUCGUUCCAGGACCUGCCACAGGAGAUCCAAGAUAUGAUCUUUGUGUUGCUGUCGAGGCAUGAUGCCGCGGUGUGUGCGUUGGUCUGUCAGGCGUGGUUUGAGAUCUUUGCUCCCGUUUUCUUGGAUUCUCUUGUUUCGACGUCUCCGGCUGGUGCUGGACUUGGCGAUGGUGGUGAUGUUGUCGUUGGAGGAGGAGGAGGAGGAGCCUGGCAGGAGGUGAGGACGGUUCUGGAUGCGUAUCAGCGAAUGACAACAUGGCUUCUUUCUCAAGGUCAGGAAGGCGGGAAGAACGGGAGCGAUACAGCGCAGCAGGGCGCUCAUGACGAAGUCAGCGCUAAUACAGGAAAGUCAACAAUGGGCAGAGGACUACUGCAGGCGUCAGAGCCAGUCAUACCGGUGAUUUCGAGAGAUUCAGUGGAGCAGGUGCUCAGGAACAGUGACGGUCUUCAGGAGCAGGACAAGGAAACUACCACCCUUUUGUCGCUUCUGGAACGCCGCUCUUCCCCUUCCACGCCACCAUUCACUUCUUCCUCUCCGUCGUCAUCAUCUUCGCCGCCACUGUCACCAUCGAUUCAGGACGAAGUUGAAUUGCAUCUGGGUCGAGCUGCCGCCAUUUCCAUGAUGUCACGGGACCCUGCCAGUGUGCUGGGUUCUCUUCCGGCAACGCUUUGGAGGCUUGUUUUGGAGGCUGUCGAGGAUGAGCAGGUGACGGUCUUCAUUCCCUUCCUCCGUCAAUUCUACAACCUCAUCGAAAUCCAUCUCUGUCUCCCAGUAACCAUGCGGUCUUACAUCAAAGAGAUCGCUGAGACUCUAUCAACAUCCUGCCCCGCGUUGAAUGUCGGAGUCUUUGGAGGCCAGGACCUGGACUUGACAGAUCAGGAACUGGCGACGUUGAUCGGAUCGAGCGCAGGUGGGUGGAGGAUUUUGGCGGCUGAUACACAUUGUAUUUUUGGGCCCUUGUCUGCAGCCGCUGUGGUGGUGGGGGGUCGCCAUGCGAGGACGUUGGAGAAUUUCCGGGUUACGACAGGGAGCCUUGAUUUUCCGAGCCCGAUGAUUCAAGAACUGUUGUGUGCUGCAACCAGGUUGAAGCGGUUUGAGGGACGGUCGUUUCACCGGGAUUGGGCGCCCAUGAUCCAUAUCUCGGCCAAGGAUCUGGUGCAAGGAGAGUGGGCGUGCAAGGAUCUGGAGACGUUCCAUUGCGCGAUCAAGGAUAUCCCACGGCCCGACAUCAAGACCCGGAAGAAUGGACGACCGCUCGUAGGUCGAAUGCAUCGGGGCGACUCGAUGGAGGAAAGUUUCCGGCUCCAGCGAUUGGUGUAUGAGCAGUUGGGACGGUUGAGGAAGUUGAGGGAGUUGGUGUUGGGGUACCGGUCUUGUGAUGGCGAUGAGCGGUUUGGUGGGUUUGUCACGGAUGAGGAUUUGGGGUGGGAGCAGGGGAUUACUGAAGCCGAUUACUAUUCUGCCGACAGUCCUAUUAGCUCCAGCAAUAUCAAGGACGGAGCUGGCAGCGACGUAGAUGAAGGCAACGAGCAGGAUGAGGAAGAUGAGGAUAUGCCGACAAGGCUGCUGUACGACUGUUUGGCUAUGAGUCUUGAGAGCGGGUUGGAGCUCCUGAGAGGGUUAACAGAACUGAAGUGGUUAUCGUUAGAAGGGACUAGUCACUGUGUGAAGGAGGUCGAAAGGAAAUGGAUGGCAAACCAGUGGCCGGGGCUGUUUCUGGAGGACGAAUUAGAUGAGGGGGAUGGUCGUGGAGGAAGUGGUAGAGGUGGGGUUUUGAGGGAUGUGUUUUGGAAGAGGUUUAUGAUCUGUGGGUACCAUGCUACUGAGCCAUGGUAUAAUAACUGGGUGGACAUCGAGGCCAACACGUGA
Messenger RNA from Linnemannia hyalina, 1890 nucleotides. Lineage: Eukaryota; Fungi; Mortierellomycota; Mortierellomycetes; Mortierellales; Mortierellaceae. The record is from the annotation of a GenBank genome assembly.